AUGCACUUGUCCACCAUGAACAACCGCAGUCGUGUGGUGAUUAGCAGUCGGAUUGCUCUUAUCGUGUACCUGGCUCACAUCGGUAGUUUUGUUCCAGCCGAAGCAGCUGUGUUGGGACCGACUGACGCAAUUUAUACAUUGACGAGUUCCGGAACAAGUAGCACCGGACGCUCAGCACUUCAAGACGGUUUCAAUCUAGCUUCUAUGGCUAUUCGGAACGUGACCAAACAGACCCUGAUCCUGUUCGAUGAGUUUGCGCAAUCCAUGGACCAGGUAACGGCGAUCACUGUUGCCAUCGUGGAGCACCUGUUAGAAGAAAACGAAUGUCCGCAUGUAAUUAUUUGCACACACAAUUUUGAAAUCCUGGAUUUAUUGCAGGAACGCCAUGAGGUUCAGUUUGUGGUGAGUGAUUAUUAG
Molecule: messenger RNA, 417 nt
Organism: Echinostoma caproni
Lineage: Eukaryota; Metazoa; Platyhelminthes; Trematoda; Plagiorchiida; Echinostomatidae
Source: the annotation of a GenBank genome assembly